Messenger RNA from Lampris incognitus (smalleye Pacific opah), 5996 nucleotides. Its product is annotated as transferrin receptor protein 1-like. The transcript is spliced from 18 exons. The record is from RefSeq and is a predicted model, not a curated record. Gene Ontology annotation, cellular component: external side of plasma membrane. Gene Ontology annotation, biological process: iron ion transport; intracellular iron ion homeostasis. NCBI's taxonomy places the organism in Eukaryota, Metazoa, Chordata, Actinopteri, Lampriformes, Lampridae. Bases 117 to 2438 code for a protein of 773 amino acids.
AAGGUCGCAUUGACGCCGGCUUCGGGUGGAAGGUAGAGAAACCUCGUGUCGGGCAAUUCGACAGAAGACGUUGGACGCGUUGGGCUGACAGAAGAGAAGACUCCUCUGAAGCAACAAUGGACCAGGCAAGGUCAACGAUUUCCAAAAUAUUUAAUGGGGAGCCACGUUCCUACACACGUUUUAACCUGACCCAGAACAUGGAAGGUGACAACAGCCAGGUGGAGAUGAAGCUGUCCUCAGACAUGGACGAGGAGACGGGAGUGAACGGAGCGGUUGACCACCAUAACCACAACUCAGGCCACAACCCCUAUGUGGUCCGCAAGACUGGUCGCACCCCCAAGAACAUUUGCUUCAUGGUAGCCACCACCCUCCUCAUCUUCAUCAUCGGCUACCUGAUAGGUUAUCUGGUUCACCGGAAGAAGGACUUGGCCCCCAGUUGUGCAGCCACCACGCUCCCCAUUGAUGACUUCGUCAGCCAGAAUGAGGAAGAGACAGGCGCUGCCCCCCUCAUGGCAUGGGAUGAUGUCAAGAAGCUCCUCGCUGAUAAUCUCAAAUCCUCUGACUUUGAAGACACCUUCAGUGAGUUUGCCAGUGUAAGCCACCAGGCUGGUUCUCCGGAUGAUGAGGUGCUGGCAAACAAAGUGUUGAAGAGAUUUAAGGAAUACGGCAUGAAAACUUGGACUGAUGAGCACUUUGUAAAGGUCCAGGUCCUCCCAGCCACCAGCUCCAACAAAGUCACCUUUAUGGGCAAUGAGAAUCGUUUCAAUGGAUUCCUCUCCUACAGUGCCAACAAAACAGUAACGGGUCCAUGCCUCUUUGCAUACUACGGCCAAGUGAAUGACUUCAGACUGCUGCAAGAUAAGAACAUCAACAUAAAUGGCAGAGUCAUCCUGGUCAGGGCAGGCAAGAUCAGCUUCGCGGAGAAGGUGGCCAAUGCUGCACAAAUGAAUGCCUCUGCUGUGCUGAUUUACCCAGACUCAGUUGACUACCCCAUUGGAGAGGAUACAGAGCUGUUUGGGCAUGUCCAUCUUGGUUCAGGGGAUCCCUUCACCCCAGGCUUUCCUUCCUUCAACCAUACUCUAUUCCCCCCAGUACAGUCUUCAGGCCUGCCCUCUAUCCCAGCGCAAACCAUCACAAGACUCGUAGCUGACAGCAUCCUGAGGCAGUUAGGAGGUCAGAGUAUGCCAAGUGAGUGGGGAGGCAUGGGCAAGCUGGGAGAUGAGACGAAUAUUGUCACCGUGGAGGUUAACAAUGAACUGGCCGAGAAAAAAAUCCAUAAUGUCUUUGGAGUCUUGAAAGGCUUUGUAGAUUCAGAUCGUUAUGUGGUUCUGGGUGCCCAGAGGGAUGCCUGGGGCCCAGGCUUUGCCAGAUCAACAGUUGGCACCAGUGUCCUGAUUGAGCUGGCACGCUCCAUCUCCGCCAUGGUGAAGGAUGCGGGGUUCAAACCAAGGAGGAGUAUUGUGUUUGCCAGUUGGAGCGCUGGAGAAUAUGGGAGCGUUGGCGCCACCGAGUGGUUAGAGGGUUAUCUGUCCUCUAUGAGCAUGAAAGCCUUCUCAUACAUCAACUUGGAUGGUGUUGUAACAGGUCUGAAAGGGUUCAAAGCUGCUGGCAGUCCCCUGAUGUACAGCCUGAUUGAGAGUACCCUGAAGGAGUUGAAGGACCCCAACAACCCCUCCAAGACUCUCUUCGCUCAGGUUUCCGGGAACAACUGGGAAAAGUCUGUCAUGGAGCCUCUGAGGAUGGAUGAUGCAGCUUAUCCUUUCCUGGCCUUCUCUGGUAUUCCCUCAAUCUCAUUUAGAUUCGCCGCCAGUUCGGACUACCAAUACUUUGGCACCAUGCAGGACACUCGGGAAAAACUGAACUCAGCCACGUCCCAAAUGACCUCUCGGCUGGCAGUGACAGCGGCUCAGUUCGCCGGUCACAUCGCCCUCAGGCUUGUGCAUGACCACCUGUUGCGGCUGAGCCUGCAAAAGUAUGACAGCGUCAUCCGUGGUCAUGUGUCUGAGAUCAGCCGGAAAGUGAAGACUGUUCAGAGGAUGCAGCCCCAGCUGUUGCCUCAGGACCUAACCAUGCAGUGGCUAAGUUCUGCAAUUGGCUCCUACGGUCGUGCGUCUCGCAGCCUGACCACUGACAUCCGGAACAGUAACCUGGAGGACAUUGAAAUGUGCCGCAUCAUCAAUGACCGCAUCAUGAUGGUGGAAAGAAACUUGCUGUCGCCAUACGUGUCUCCCAGAGAGAGUCCUUUCCGACAUAUCGUGGUGGGUUCGGGCACCCACACCAUCAAGGCAUUGUCCAGCCACCUGGAAGCCCUCAGCACCAACAACCCUGCAGCUGACCCUGACAUGUUCCGGAACCAGUUCGCCCUGGCGACCUGGACCAUUCAGGGGUGUGCCAACUCACUGGCAGGGGACAUCUGGUCUUUGGAUAAUGAGAUCUAAAGCCCUCUCUCUCCCCGCCCACCCUAGUCCUGCCUUUUCUGUGGUUUGGCCCACCUAACACAACUGGCAGUGUGAAAACCAAUGAACUGUUAGCAUUGAAACACUGCAUUCUUUCCCAUUUCAGGAAAUUCUCAAAGUAGAGAUGUUUAGUUUUCUACACUCCAAUGAUGUACUACUUAAUUCCCCCUCUUUCUGCAAUUAUCCAACAAACCAAAUGUUGAUACCGAAAUCAAUUUUCAGCUGCCUUAAAUAUAAACUCGGUAAAUUUUUGACAAAGGCUCCCGACGCCAUUAAGUAUUGCCAUUUUGAAAAGCAUCAUAAUUUUGAAUGUGAUGCUCUCAUAAACCACAUCUUGAAUAGUUUGGUGCUAACAACUACCUUUAAAUAACCAUGCUUUGUGACAGUACUACUAAAACUUUUUCAACUAGGUCCUAUGUGCUUGGACUGAUGCUUUUUCAGCACAAUAUCAACUCAACCAGAUUAACAGUGUUUUUCCAGCUCAGAUGUUAAAAAAAGAUACAUGAAGCAGCAUGGUUCAGUUAAACGUUUGUCGAUUUAUGGUUUACUAUAAUCAGAAUACUAGUGACAGGACGGCAGUUGAUUUCCGUUGGUGUUGCUUCAUACUUUGUCCAGACUUGGGCUGGCUUUACUUGUAGCUAUCAUUUUCAUAUUGUGCUGAAAUAUGCAGUUCAUGUCCUUGUCAGAGAUUCAGAUGUUGCUUCGGGUACUGGAGCAUAGUUUCAGAUGGUGUGGUGCUGAUUUUGAACAGAACCCAGCUAGAAGUGGACCUCUGAAUAAGACGGCCAUUGUUCCUUCACGCCACUUCGUACAGUGCUAAACUAAUUUUAGGUAAAAGUGGACAUUACAGUCCUAUUGUAGGUAACAUUCUUUUAUCUAAAUUCACUUGCAAUGACCUGUUGUUGUCUGAAAUGGUCAUCUGCUGACAAGAACAAAUCUCUCAAAGAAUGGUGGGGUGGGGGUCUUCACCAUAUGGCACUGAAACUAGAACCGUGCGUCUAUUUAUUUUAUUUAUUUAUCAGUGGCAGGGUUCACUAUAAAUAGUAAUUUUUUUCUAAGCCUAUUUUUAUGUAUAAUUAUCGGGAGCAGUGCCUUCCAUAAUUAUGACAGUUAUACUGUCGAAAUGACAAAAAGCAGCAUCUGCUAACAGAAGUCUACCUGUCCACCGACAGCCAGUACUGCACACAGUAUAAUCAGGCAAUUCUUGGCAAACCACGUCUUCAAAAUAACAAGAUUGGCUUUUUACCAUUGCUUCAUAUUGACAUUGGGCCAACAAUGUUGGUUCAACCGACAACCAAGUAUGAGACAUUUGAAAAACAUAGAUGCCUCCUCAUGUGUAUUGGGGGGGUGUUGUUAAAUUCACCGAUACUUUUUGGCUGGCGGUCUGUACUGGUCCCUUGGUGCGCGUAUACUUCUCAUCCUGAAAAUAAAACAUUAUCGGGAGCAGUGUCUUCCAUAAUGUGAAGAAGAAGGUAGUUUUUGCCUACCAGUGUAUAUCCAUAUCGGAGGCAGUGCCCUCCAUAUUUCACUGUAGGGAUCGAUGUUUUUUUCUAUUAUCGGGAACAGUGUUUCCCAUAAUGUUAGUACGUGUGUGUGUGUGUGUGUGUGUGUGUGUGUGUGUGUGUGUGUGUGUGUGUGUGUGUCUGUGUCUGUGUGUGUGUGCGUGUGUGCGUGUGUGUGUGUCCAUGUGUGUGUGUCCAUGUGUGUGUGUGUGUGCAUGCGUGUGUGAAUGUGUGCACAUGCAUUUGUGUAGAUGUGUGUAUCAAUACAAACUACACUGCUUUACAGUGCACACUUUCUGCACAUCUAUAUAUAUACAACCCUUUCUGUGAUGUUCCACGUUAGCAUCCUCACAAAGUAGCUGUGUGAACCCUCCCCAGGUCAGAAAGGAAUCGUACAGCUCCUGCACACAUUUGAGAUAUUUACAAUGAUCUAAAAUGAAAUGAAUGAAUGAAAUGAAUGAGGUGGCCGCCUCACGGCAAGAAGGUCCUGGGUUCGAGCCUGGGGGUUGUCCAACCUUGGGGGUCAUCCCGGGUCGUCCUCUGUGUGGAGUUUGCAUGUUCUCCCCGUGUCUGCGUGGGUUUCCUCCGGGUGCUCCGGUUUCCUUGAACAGUUCAAAGACAUGCAGGUCAGGUGAAUCGGCCGUUCUAAAUUGUCCCUAGGUGUGAAUAUGUCAGCCCUGUGAUGGACUGGCGGCCGGUCCAGGGUGUCUCCCCGCCUGCUGCCCAAUGACUGCUGGGAUAGGCUCCAGCAUCCCGCGACCCUGCUCAGGAUAAGCGGCUUGGAUAUUGAAUGAAUGAAUAAAAUGAAGGGGAUUAAGGAGUGUGGUGGAAUUGCAGCCACUUCACCGCUAUGGUAAAGUGGUAUGGUAUGCUGAGGGCAUGGGCAGCUUACUGUGUUUGGCUAGCAGUCCCACAGUUCUCAAAAUGUUUCUGACCUUGUGUCCAGCAAGGCAUGAAGGAGCUGGAUGACUCUCCCUGAUUAUAGCUUUUUAUUGACUUUUGCGUUUCUUUUUAAAUCAACCGCUUUCAACCUGUUGUCUUUUCGGCUAGGUCUUCAGAGCUGAAUUUAAUGAUCGGGCCAUCUGGAAUUGGUAUUUUAAAAAUUUUACAAAAAUAUUCAGUAUGAUCACAGCAGGGUGGUCCAGCCUUUUCAUGAAAGAUCAGUGGUUUUGAUUUAUCAUUACAUGUGUUGGUUAAUGGAAAAAAAUGUUUUUGUCCUUUUCAUUGUGUCUGUUAUUUUGUUAAAGGGGAUUUAACAGUGCCUUUUUGUUUCUCGACCGCAUCACAGCGUCCUUCCCAGAUAGUUCAUGUCAAUCUUAGGGGUUUUGUUACUGUUUUGAUGAUCAACUUAUUUGAAAAUUGUGAUGUUUCUUUGACUUUCUGAUGCUUUUGGUAGUUUAUAUUUCUGCCUGUAGCUAGAACCAAAAGCUGUUAAGUGUAAAGGUCCACCCUGCAGCUGGGUUGGCCAUAUUUCAGUUGAACUUAAAAGCGAUGAUGAAAUGUGCUAAUUGUUUUAAUUGUUUCCUGUAACAAAUUGGAUUUCAUAGUGUUCAAACGAGGCCCUCCUCAUUUCAGCUAACCUGACAGUCUGUUACCUCAUUGUAUCUGCAAGGUUGAUUUUUGAGAUCUAAAAGGAGAAAAAAAAAAAGCUUUUUUUUUAGUAAAAAAAGAAAAACUUAUUUUAAAUGCACCCCAACAUGCGCUGCAGUGUAAUAAUUUGACUGAAAAUGUCAUUAUAAAAUCAAGACAAUUUCAAAUUUCUAAGAAUACUUGUUGACUGAUGUAUGUCCAAACUAUUGGAAACCAAAUGAGAACUCAAAAGAAAUGAAAACACUCUUUGUUAAGAAGUUGGCGAAGGCUGAUCGAUCUGUGAUCUACAUUGUACCACACGGGGGGCAGUCCGUUAUUAUGCGACGUUGUGGGUAUCUGUGUUUUAGAUUUUAUUGCUGGCAAUUGAAUGUGCUUUUUUUCCCCUGAGACUGUAUACAAGCUUGCUUGUCCGAUAUUUUUUUUUCUGCAAUAAAUCAUUACCUGGUAA